Gymnogyps californianus (California condor) is the source of this 1275-nucleotide messenger RNA. RefSeq lists its product as uncharacterized. Lineage: Eukaryota; Metazoa; Chordata; Aves; Accipitriformes; Cathartidae. The transcript has 7 exons. Bases 129 to 776 code for a protein of 215 amino acids. The record is from RefSeq and is a predicted model, not a curated record.
CGAGGAGGCAGGCUCUGCCCGAGCAGCACUGCCCCACCACCGGCAGCGGCAGCCCGCUUCCCAUCCUCGCUGUCAGCACCUGCGCCGCCUCCUUGGUGCACAGCGAGGGUCCUCCUGUCCCGGGCAGGAUGGGCCAGGCCAACUGCUGCUGCGGCUCCAGGGAGGCUCUGAGCGAGGCCGAGGCGGUGCUGAGCGCAGACGUGCGGCUGAGCCGGGGCCGCAAGAGGAGCGAGAGGCGCCUUCUCCUCCUCCCAGAGGAACUGGUCAUCGCCAAGUUGCAAGAUGACCCCAGCCUGCGCCCACAGCUCCGCCUGGCCCUGGACCAGCUGUGGGUGCUGAGCAGCGGGAAGGAGGCGGCGGGGGAGGAAGAAGCAGCCAAGGAGGAGGAGGAAGGCAGCGAGGAGGACAGCGCCUCCCUCCUCUUGGUGUGGCCCACGGGCUCCUGCCUGGCCACUUUCGGGUCCCGGGCGCUGAAGGAGCUGUGGGUGGGCGCCCUGCUGGGGACGCCCGAAGGAGACAAGAGAGCCCGCCUGACGCGUCUCCCGUCGCUUCAACUCGUCGAGAAGGAGCUGAGCCGCCGCCAUGCCUGGAGGCCAUUCAACGCCAGGAGCCUGGAGAGGCUGAUGGAGCGCCAGGCAAAGGAUGCUCGCAAGCCAGGGCCUCUGCCGGCCCCGUCAAGCACCGAAGGGGGACUUUGCCGCUCCCCAGGUGAGUUUUGGAAAGAAAGGCGGGGAGGGCCUUCUUUUCUCCUGCAACGGGCACGUCUGCGGAAGUGAGGAUGCUGCUGCUGUUGCUGCUGCUGCCCUUCGCCCAGAGGAAGUUGGUGCCAGUCCCGCUGGAGCAGGAGAGAGCCGAGCCGUCGGCACCGUUUGACAGUGCUGAGCGCUCAAGGUGCUGCCUGCCUCAGCUGCGUCCCCAGAGGCGGGUCGAUGGGUCCUCGCUCCUCGGCCAGAGGCGGGAGGAGCUGUGCUCACUUGUCCCUUGAGUGUCACCAUGCAGGUUGGGCAGCCCGAGGGAGGACGUCAGCUGGAGCAGCAAGGACACGCGCUGGGCAGCAGCCGCUGGACGUGGUUGUGCGGGGCCACGGAGGCUCUGGUGUUGCCCGCAGCUUGGCGGAGGGCAGGGCGAGGUCUGGGCCGGGCUGUCCCGGUGGCCCGCCGGCUCUCCGGAGCCUCCGAGCCGGAGCCACCGCUGCAGCUGCUGGCUCCCUGCCCGUCCUGCCGCAGCGCUCAGCACCGCUCUGCAGGCAGGGCAGGGCAGGGCAGGGCAGGGCAG